UUAGCAGAACUGUGACUUGGAAGCAGAAGUGAAGAAUUAACAUUGGUUUUGUCUGAAACUAAGGCAGAUUGUUUUAACAUGCAUAGCUGUAUGUGUCUAAUUAGAGUGGGGCCCAAUAGUCAUCUUUCCACUCUGGAAUGAAAUACUGAGGCUUUUUAUUAGAAUGAAAGGUUAAUGAAUUUCACUGCUAUACUCACUCUUGAAUAUUUGCAAGAACAAUGAAGACUGACUUUGGACUAUCAUGUUUCUAAGUGGGAUUGAAAGCUCAACAUGGUUCUUUAUAAAGAAUGAUGGAAAUCAGUCCAUGUACUAUAUCUAUCAGCACCUAAAUAGAAGUUAUAGUAUAUGAAAAGAACUAAAAAUUGGUCUCACAACUAAAAGUGCUAAAUUUAUAGUGCAUGUGCUACCCCACCCACCUCCAAAUUCAUCAUCUUCUCUGCUACCUCAACAAUAAUUCCUAGAAGAAUAACUACCACCCUUCAUUUAUACCUGCUCAGGAGGAUAUUUUUAAUAGAAAAUGCUCAGAUGAUUAGAGAAGUAGAAGUAGACAAAGUGUCCAUGUUGCCCAGGAAACAAGUGGAAGCAAUCAAAAAACUAUGGGAUGACCCUGGAAUCCAGGAGUGUUAUGAUCGAAGAAGAGAAUACCAACUCUCGGAUUCAGCUAAAUAUUACCUGAGUGAUAUUGACCGGAUUGCCAUGCCAUCAUUUGUGCCAACACAACAAGAUGUUCUUCGUGUCCGAGUGCCCACAACUGGAAUUAUUGAAUAUCCCUUUGAUUUAGAAAAUAUCAUCUUUCGGAUGGUGGAUGUUGGAGGCCAGAGGUCUGAGAGACGGAAAUGGAUCCACUGCUUUGAAAGUGUCACCUCCAUCAUUUUCUUAGUAGCUCUGAGUGAAUAUGAUCAAGUCCUGGCUGAAUGUGACAAUGAGAAUCGCAUGGAAGAGAGCAAAGCCUUAUUUAAAACCAUCAUCACUUACCCAUGGUUCCUGAAUUCAUCAGUGAUUUUGUUCUUAAACAAAAAAGAUCUUUUAGAGGAGAAAAUCAUGUACUCCCAUCUUAUCAGCUAUUUUCCAGAAUACACAGGACCUAAACAGGAUGUCAAAGCUGCCAGAGACUUCAUCUUGAAGCUUUAUCAAGACCAGAAUCCAGACAAAGAGAAAGUUAUCUAUUCCCACUUCACAUGUGCAACAGAUACAGAAAACAUCCGCUUUGUGUUCGCAGCAGUCAAAGACACUAUUCUACAGUUAAAUCUGAGGGAAUUCAAUCUUGUUUAAAGGCUGCAUUCUUUUUUCUCUCUGCAAUGAGAGAAGGGUUGUUUUUUUGGUUUGGUUUGAUUUUUUUGCAUCUUGGUUUUUUCUGCAAAUGCUUCUCAGAUUCUCUAUUGCCCUACGCAUUACACUGUGACUCACAUAGGUAACCAGCCUCCUAUGGAAAACAAGUCUGAGCACCAAAUCCACUCAGUUUAUUUAAUAACUGCUACAGGCUUAGAGUAAUAAAGAAAUGGGCAAUGGAGCUUAGAGGAAAGCAUGCAAAAGUUUACUGAUGCCUUAAAAAUUUUAAAAACUUUUAAAUUUGA
This is a messenger RNA of Sarcophilus harrisii (Tasmanian devil), 1574 nucleotides long. RefSeq names its product guanine nucleotide-binding protein subunit alpha-14. Gene Ontology annotation, cellular component: heterotrimeric G-protein complex. Bases 526 to 1272 code for a protein of 248 amino acids. The record is from RefSeq and is a predicted model, not a curated record. NCBI's taxonomy places the organism in Eukaryota, Metazoa, Chordata, Mammalia, Dasyuromorphia, Dasyuridae. Gene Ontology annotation, biological process: action potential; phospholipase C-activating dopamine receptor signaling pathway; adenylate cyclase-modulating G protein-coupled receptor signaling pathway. The transcript has 6 exons. Gene Ontology annotation, molecular function: GTPase activity; G protein-coupled receptor binding; guanyl nucleotide binding.